Sphenostylis stenocarpa is the source of this 1311-nucleotide messenger RNA. Lineage: Eukaryota; Viridiplantae; Streptophyta; Magnoliopsida; Fabales; Fabaceae. The record is from the annotation of a GenBank genome assembly.
AUGGCGGAGAACUUAUCAGCAGCAUUAGGGGAUCUGGAGAGGGACUCGUUCGUGCCUCUUCUCUCCAAGCUGAUUGGGGAAUCUAAGCACGUGCAGAACAACCCGCCGGAGCUCAUUCCCCAAGAGGACAGAGUGGUGAAGCACGUGUUAGACGUUCUAUUACCCUUCAGCACCACCACCGGCGGCGGUCCCUUGCUCCUCAACCACGUCACCUACUCCCCUGGCCGGGGCAACCUCAUCGUCGAAUACCCCGGCACCGUUCCUGGCAAAAUCCUCUCCUUCGUUGGUUGCCAUAUGGACGUCGUCACCGCCAAUCCCAAUGAUUGGGAUUUUGAUCCGUUUUCGCUGAGCAUUGAUGGUGAUAAGCUUCGGGGUCGUGGAACUACUGAUUGUUUGGGACACGUGGCACUUGUCACGGAACUCAUGAAAAAGCUCGGGGAAACCAAGCCGAAUUUGAAAUCAACUGUUGUUGCUGUUUUUAUAGCAAAUGAAGAGAAUUCUGCAAUUACUGGUGUUGGUGUGGAUGCGCUUGUCAAAGAUGGACUCCUCAAUAAGCUGAAGGAUGGUCCACUGUACUGGAUUGACACGGCAGAUAAACAACCAUGCAUAGGGACUGGUGGUAUGAUACCUUGGAAACUUCAGGUCACAGGGAAGCUCUUUCACAGUGGAUUAGCUCAUAAAGCUAUAAAUGCAAUGGAGCUAGGCAUGGAUGCUCUAAAGGAAAUCCAGUUGCGAUUUUACCGAGACUUCCCACCUCAUCCUCAGGAACAGGUUUAUGGGUUUGCAACCCCUUCAACCAUGAAACCAACCCAAUGGAGUUACCCAGGAGGUGGAAUCAACCAAAUUCCAGGGGAAUGUACUAUUUCAGGAGAUGUCAGGUUAACUCCAUUCUACAAUGUCAAGGAUGUAAUGAAGAAGCUGGAAGAAUACGUGGACGAUAUUAAUGAGAAUAUUCAGAAGCUAGAAAGUAGGGGUCCAGUUUCAAAAUAUGUCCUACCCGAUGAAAACAUAAGAGGAAGCCUUACUUUAACUUUUAAUGAAGCACUGUCCGGAGUUGCCUGUGAUCUUAAUUCUAGAGGUUUCCAUGUUUUAUGCAAAGCAACUGAGGAAGUAGUUGGGUACGUAAAGCCUUACUCCAUUACUGGGAGUUUGCCGCUCAUUCGGGAACUACAGGAAGAAGGUUUUGAUGUUCAAACUUCUGGCUACGGCCUAAUGGCUACUUACCAUGCUCAGAAUGAGUACUGCCUUUUCACGGAUAUGUCCCAAGGAUAUCGGGUCUUUGCGAGAAUCAUCUCUCAAUUGGAAGAUUGA